Linum trigynum is the source of this 1528-nucleotide messenger RNA. Lineage: Eukaryota; Viridiplantae; Streptophyta; Magnoliopsida; Malpighiales; Linaceae. The record is from the annotation of a GenBank genome assembly.
UUACUAAUGCAUCUAAUAAUGUACCAAAAGCAUUGCAUGUGCAUGGCUAUCUGUGUAUGUAUGAUGAUGAAAAUAGGAUUAGAACUGAGCCCAUCCCCCGCAUUCAGGAAGGGUGGAAGCUCAAGAGUAUGCUUAGAAUUGCAGCAGUUCGUGAUGAGGAUCAAUGGCUCUAAAGGACUCCAGUACAAAGAUUCCAAUCUCGUGUAGUUAGUAGGACUUGAGACUUGAUGCAAAUGAUUAAGAGUAUUUAUGACUUAUAUAAUUUCCUCGUACGUAAGUUAGAAGCAAAUUUUGUUCGAAUUUUAAAGUUUUUAUUAAAUCAUAUAUAUGAAAAGUUUUCCGUUAAUUUUUCCAGUCUUUUUGGUUCUCAUUAUGGUUAACAGUUUAAUAAGGGCAUUUUGGUAAUAGUAGUGUCCAGCCAGAUUAGGGUGGUACAGUCCCUAUCUGAUGAUCGUUGUCAAUGCCGAUCAACCCUUCGCCCGAUUUGGGCUUGAGCGAGUGGGAGUGAAGCAGCGACCGAAGCUACAACUUCUGGUUCAUCAUCAUGUUCUGUAAAGAUGAUGGUGCCGCCAUCGCCGAACCCACCUGAAAAUUCCUGACGACGAAGGGAUUGUUUGGAAGAUCACCACUACCGUUGGUAUUAUUAGAAUUGAAUGAAUGGGAGAUGAAUGAUAAUGGGUGAUGAAGCUUGUGGGCGACGGGUCGACGAGGGUAGAAGGAGUCGAAACCUUGGAGAGCGGAGGAGGAGAGGUUUGCGAUUGAGUUAGAUUCCCAGAUCUUGAAAAAUUGUGGUUUUGAAUUUUAUUAUUAUUAUUGUUAGAAAGGAAAAUGAAUUAUCACAACAAAAUAAAGGAAAAUGAAUACAUAAAUUAAAAAUAAAUAUUUUUAUUUCUUGUUUGUUGACGUGGCAAGUGAGCUGGUCAUUUGACUAACAGUUAAUGGAGUUGACCAUCCAAUUUAACGGUCAAAUUUGGCUCCAGAUCAAGUUAGGAAGUAUGGUAUAUAGUUCGGGUCAAAAGAGCAAUUUCGGAAACCACCGGCCAAAGUAUAAAGUUUUUGUAUAAUUCAGAUCAAACUAAGGUAUUAACCCUUAUUCCUUCCCUGAUUUGUUUUCCAUCUCUCUGGCUCUAUUCUCAUAUCAUCCUUCCUUCUCCCAUUUCUCCCUCUCCAAAUCUCUCUGCAGAGGGGAAAAUAGAAGGCAGGGGAAAGCAUCCAAUGAUUCAACAUUCUCAACUUCCAGUCGAGGCUUGGCCGGAUCUUUUCUCUAAUCGGUGGUCGAAGCUUCAAGGCCUCGCUGAUUUCUCCUUCUAUACGCCGAUCUUCCACUGCCUCCGUCGUUGGUUUAUUCCAGCAGGUUGCGCCACCUGCUGUGGUUGUCGACGGAGAUUGGCUUUGGGGAUGAUUGCUAGCGACGGCGGCGGCGUGAUUAAUAAUGAGAUUAGUGUAACAAACGAGACUGAAAUGCAAACUAGUUAAAAAUAAGCAACAUAAUGUAAUUGUGGAACAAGUAUAAAUAGGACCAUCUUGU